GAAGAAGAAGCAGAUGAAGAGACAGCGUCAGCUACAAAAUCCACUUCCGGUGACGACAACGACAGCGCCAAAGACAACAACAACAAAAGCAACAGCAACAACAACAACAACGAUAAGACCAACAACGACAAGGACAGCAACGAGGACGAGGAAUACAACGAGCAGGAGGCUGAGGACACGGCUGUGGACAAUGUGGAGGAUGAGAAGCCAAACGCGAACUUUGGCAGCAAAAGUUUUGCGUAUAAAAAAUUUAAGAACAUGCACGAACAGCAAAAUCAACAGAGCCAAAAGGAGCAACAGCACCAGCAGCAGCAGCAGCAGGCAAAUGGCAACGGACCAGCCCAGCAGAUGGAGAGUCAGCUGUUUGAUUCCAUUGAAAUAUUAAAUGAACGAAAAUUUAAUAAAGCGCCGGGCCAAUCAACGUUGCAAGCAACUGAGGAUGUGGCUGGCGAGGACAUUAUGGCAAUCGGCGAUAUUGAGGACAAUUUUGGUAAUGAUCAAGUAUUGGCGGAAAACAUUAUGUCCACAAUUGACAAUGAUGAAUCAGCAGCAAGGGAGACUACGUCUCCGGCCACCAGCACCAGCUCCACAACGACAACAACAAACCAGCCAACUACCGUAGCUCCUGAUCCAACAACAACAAGAACAACAGCAGGCACAUCGAGCAGCUCAAGUAAGCGGAAUAUGUCGCCGCCCAUUGGACACAAGCAGAAGCGACAUGGCAGCGGCGCCAAUACUAAUGCCUGGCUUGGAGGCAGAUACUAUGGUAAGAACAACUACGACCUAGGCCGAAUUAGGACGCACCAUCACGAGAACGCCAACACAGAUUUUCAAAUGGAGUCCAGCGACGUGGGAGAGCUGCACUACUUCGAUGCUGGAGAGAAUCCGAGAAGCAGCGAAGAUAUUGCCAGCGAAUCACAAGCCAAUUACUUGAGCAGCUACUUGGGCCAGACAAUAAAUGAAACCAAGCAGCAACAGCAGGAACAACAACAACAACAACAGCAGCAGCAGCAGCAGGACUCUCCUUUCCAGGACGAUGAGUACGGAGAGCAGCGGGCGCCACAACUGGAAUCGGAAUCUGCAUUGCGUUAUCAUCCGGAUGCCACCACCACCGAGUCACCAUCGGCCUUUGAACGCUUUAAGGCGCUGCGGCGCAGCAAUCGCCGGAAUGGUCACAAGAGUCACAAGAAGCGCUACAAGGACUACCUCAAGCACAAUAUCAAGCUAACCCCCAGGUACGCGCUCAAGCUGCGCAAGGAGCGGGAAGAACACUCCCACGCAACGCCGAUCUUUGCCCUGGGCGUCCGACCACAACGCAUGACGCCCAAGCCCUUCUACGAGGGUCAAGUGAACUACUACGACCAUCAGGAGAAUAUACAGCCGCAACCCCUGGACGCCCAUCAUACGGAAAUGGAACGUCUAAUUGCCAACGACAAUGGCAACUGGUAUCGACGCAUCAGUCCAGUGCUGCGCAAUGGCGUCAAAAGCAGUGAACAGCAGCAGCAGCAGCAGCUGAUGCAGCCGCAGCCGCAGCAUCAGGUGAAGCACCAUCAUCAUCUGAAGCACCAUCAUCACCAGCAUCAUCACAAGCACGCUCGCAUGCAGCGUUUACCGAAUCCAUAUCAGCGCAAGGCAACGGCGGCCCAGUCGGCGGCACCGGCUACAACGCCAGAGCCGCCGCUGCCGCCACCGAAGCCGCAAUUGGGCCAUCAGAUCACUGAGCUGGAGCAGCUGGAGCGCUACUAUGCCAAGUGGCCGCAUCUAGCACGCGUACAGUUUCAGGUGUACGACGAACACUAUCGCGAAGCUCAUCCGGAACUCUAUACCGAUUACGAUGCGGACGAUGACUAUGAGACAGCUGCCGAGCUGGAGGAGGCACAGCAGGAUCAUGGCGAGGAGGCCAAUCUGCCGCCGUAUAUCAAAAAAUAUAAUCGACGCAAUAAGCAGCUGCUUAAUCUGCUCGAGGGUACAUUGCCGCCGGCUACGCCCACGCCCACGUUCAACGGCCUCUGGAGCGGCUCCCAACUGCAGCCGGGUCCGCACGAAUCGGCGCCCAUACGACUGGACGAUGAUUACGUUAAACAGAAGCGACGUCGCUAUCAGCAGCGCUACGAAGAUCUCUUUGCCCAGCAGCACGGCGGCAGCACCACGACGACGACAACAACGACGACGCCCGCAACGCUCACCAGCAGCCUGUCCAACCAGCUGCCCGAAGAGGAAAAGCAAUUGAAUGAUGAUGAGCAUCGCCAGUCAGCUGCCGUUGAUUUCUGGCAAAGGGAAAUGGACACCAAAGCUUUGCCACAGUCGCCACCCGAAGCCGCCGCCGCCGCCGCCGUCGCCGUCACCGCCGUGCAGUCCACCCCAAAGCCGGCACUCUUUAAGCUGCCCCUCUACCCGGCUAUAACGGACAGCUUCUUGGGCACGCCGCGCAGCCGCAGUGCACAGUUUGUGGCCAAUGUAGCCGGACGUGGUCAGAGCAGCUGGCAUGCUGCUGCCCCGGCCGCCGCGAGCGCUGUUGAUGAUGAUGAUAGCACUCCGAUGCCGCCAUCCUCGCCGCUCAACUCGUUUGUCUAUCAUCGUGUUGUGGAUGGCAUUGGCGCUGCCAACUCCCUCUCCUCAUCGUCCGCAGCCAGCCGGAAGCAGCGUUUGCCCUUCGUGGCCAUCACGGAUCGACGGCUGGAGAACAUCAGCGCCCAUAAGUUGCUCGGAGAACGACACAAAGACUUUGAGCAGAAUCACUUUCCAAUGCCUUAAGCCGCUCUACAACAGGAAGAUCGAUGAAACGCGAGACGUCAAAGUAGAAGUAGAAGAACAACCACAAACGAAAGCAGCAGCAACAUACGAGAAUGGAAAGCCAGUUUAAACCAAAGCGAAAGCAACCGGAUUUCGACUCAAGUUUUUGUCUAAGCCAUGUCAAUGCAAUGAAAGCAGGAGGAAUUAGGAUAUGGCUAUACAUAAGAAAAAUCGAAACCUAGCAAGUGUACGACUCUCAAGCAUAACUGAUCAACGAUCCUUUUUGGUAAUUGGUAGUUCGAGUGCAAAUAAUCGAUCAACAAUGCGCAUACAACUCGCCUUAAAAAUAGUUCGCUUUCUCCUUGGCUUAGGCCGGUUUCCCAUUGCUAAUCUAAACCUAAAUAUAGACAUAAAUUUCAGUAGUUGCUUCUGAAUUAAAUCUUAAGUUUCAAGCGAUGAGUACUGUACUUAGUUCUAAUUUUGAUUCGCAUCUGAGAGCAGGUGAAAAAACCUAAAAAAAAAAUUUAAGCAAAAAAAAAAAUUUAAAAAUAUCGUUUGUUUCCAGACUUUUUGUGUGUCUUGGAUAAGAACUCUUGCAUA
This is a messenger RNA of Drosophila novamexicana, 3333 nucleotides long. Its product is annotated as myb-like protein AA. Gene Ontology annotation, biological process: chromatin remodeling. The record is from RefSeq and is a predicted model, not a curated record. Lineage: Eukaryota; Metazoa; Arthropoda; Insecta; Diptera; Drosophilidae. Bases 259 to 2754 code for a protein of 831 amino acids. Gene Ontology annotation, cellular component: nucleoplasm; nucleolus; cytoplasm. The transcript is spliced from 4 exons. Gene Ontology annotation, molecular function: chromatin binding; histone binding; RNA binding.